Molecule: messenger RNA, 2068 nt
Organism: Sipha flava (yellow sugarcane aphid)
Lineage: Eukaryota; Metazoa; Arthropoda; Insecta; Hemiptera; Aphididae
Gene: Cortactin
Product: src substrate protein p85
Exons: 10
Coding region: 239-2008 (589 amino acids)
Biological process (GO): regulation of actin filament polymerization
Cellular component (GO): actin filament; site of polarized growth; plasma membrane
Molecular function (GO): actin filament binding
Source: RefSeq, a predicted model, not a curated record
CGGAUCUGUGUGUACAGAUCAAUUUAGAAAACAGUAGGGGCUAUUGUGAUUUGGCCUAUUAGUCAUUAAUCUCUUACGUUUAUUUACACAUUUCUGAUCGUUUUACCGUUUAAAGUUUAUAAUUUUGUUUCGCCCGGAGAGUUGAGUGAAAAACUUAAUACAUUGUUAUAUAGUACAUUGAUUUAGAGUGAUUUGCGAACGAGAAGAUUUUUAUUGAUUAUUAUUUUAUUUUAAAAUUAUGUGGAAGUCAUCUGUAGGUGUUAAUGUGGACAUACCGGUUGAAAACACCGAUGAUGAUUGGGAGACUGAUCCAGAUUUUGUAAAUGACGUGAGCGAGGAAGAACAACGAUGGGGUUCUCGUACAGUUCCUGGUUCUGGUCGUGUUUUAGAUCAUGUCGAUAUGAGCCAACUGCGAGAAGAAGUUACCAAAGCUCACGAGGUUCAAAAAAAAAAAGAAAUGGAAGAGGGGCCUAAAGCGGCUUUUGGCUAUGGUGGAAAAUUUGGUGUACAAUCUGACAGAAUGGAUAAAUCAGCUGUUGGACAUGACUAUGUUGCACCUAAAUUUAAACACGCUUCACAGACUGAUUACAGUACUGGUUUUGGUGGUAAAUAUGGUGUUCAAUCAGAUAGAAUUGACAAGAGUGCUGUAAGUUGGAAUCAUAAAGAAAAAAUUGAAAAACAUACAUCUCAGAAAGAUUACAGUUCUGGAUUUGGUGGAAAGUUUGGUGUUGAAGCUGAUCGUCAAGAUAAAAGUGCUGUUGGUUGGGACUAUGUUGAAAAAUUACAAAAACAUGAAUCUCAAAAAGAUUAUGCUGUUGGAUUUGGUGGAAAAUUUGGUGUACAGUCAGAUCGCCAAGAUAAGUCUGCUGUUGGAUGGGAUAGUGUAGAAACUGUUGAAAAACAUCAAAGUCAAGUAGAUCACAGUAAAGGUUUUGGAGGGAAGUUUGGCGUGGAAAAUGAUAGAAUUGAUAAAUCUGCUCAUAGUUAUACUGAAUGUUCUGGUCAAGUUGGGACAAAUUAUCAAAAAGAAAAACCAGAAAUAACAAGUAUUAAACCAUCAAGUCUUAGAGCAAAAUUUGAAAAUAUGGCAAAGCAAGAAGAAGAAGAAAAUGAAAAACGACGUUUAGCAGAACAAGAGAGAAGAAAACAAAGAGAAUUACUAGAAAAAAAAGAAUCUCGCGAAAGAGAAGAAAAACGUUUAAAAGAAUUACAAGAUAAAGAAGAACAGAAACAAAGGCUUUUAGAUGGGCCUGAAAAAGUUAAAAUAAAUAUUCCAAUUGCCAAAAUUGAUUAUGAUGAUGAAGAACCACCAAUAGCUAGUGAGUCUAUUCUUCCACCAGUUGUUGUUGGUGCAACUAUUCAACCAUGUAUAAAGAAUGAUGAGGAAGUAUUAAGAAGAAUUGAAGCAGAAGAAGAAGAUCGUAAACGAAAAGAUGUACAAACUAGAAUUGAAAGAGAAAAUAUUUUACAAAAAAAGAAGGAAGAAGAGGAAAGAAGAUAUGAAGAAUUAAAAAGAGAAAAUGAACAAUUAAAAUUAGAAAAUUUGGCUAAAGAAGAAUGUAAAAAAAAAUUAGAAGAAGCUAAAAAGAAAUCAGAAGAAGAAACUAAACAAAAAUUAGAAGAAGAAGCAAAAAAAAAAAUAGAAGAAGAAGCAAAUAAAAAAUUAGAAGUAGAAACAAAGAAAAAAUUAGAAGAAGAAACAAAAAGAAAGUUAGAAGAAGAGACGAAGAAAAAAGAAGAUCAAAAAAGACUUGAAGAAGAAAGACAAUUAGAAGAACAAAAACUUCAUGAACAGCUUAAAAAUGGAGCUAUAUCAGAAGAAGAACCAGAAGGUGGAUAUACUGCUGUGGCUUUAUAUGAUUAUCAAGCAUCGGCUGAUGAUGAAAUAAGCUUUGAUCCUGAUGAUAUUGUUACAAAUAUUGAAAUGAUCGAUAAAGGUUGGUGGAGAGGACUAUGUAAAGGUCAAUAUGGAUUAUUUCCUGCAAAUUAUGUUGAAAUUAUUCAAUAAGAUAUACUUUGUUACCAUUAACUAUAUAUAAAUGAUUGAGCUAUUUAAAAUCUAUUUCUA